GUCCCUUCCAGUUCUAUGAAUCUCCUAUACCUGUUCCCAUCCCCCUCUCUCAUAUCUAGUCUAAAACACUGGUCUCCAGGAUGCUUAUAGACCAUUACUUUCUAUCAACAGAGCUGGUAGGUGUUUUACCAACAAUAAUUAUAAUACAAAAAUGUAUAUAUGGACAUUCCUAAAUGUGGCAGAUAACUGUAUUAAGGUUCUUCUUGUAGUGCAGAUGGAGGCCUGAGUUGCAAGGCAGUUGGGACCAGUCGAAGUCCCUGCUGCACUGGGUUCAGAGAUCCACUAGCAGCAAUAUGGUUGUUGCUGACAAUAUUCUAGCAUGCUUUUUCUGCCAGCUAUGGGAAGGGCUUUCUUACUCUCUGACAGCUGUCUAAACCAAACUGUACUGCAGUCCUCCUGUAGAUAGUCUGGUGAAUGGUCUAGAUAGACUAAAAGUAUUGGGGGAAAAAAUAAUCCCGUGUAUGUUACUCCUGCCCACCUGCUAGCAUCAAAUGUAUUUAAACCAUUUCUGGCUCAUCCACACCAAACUGGGGAAGCUGGUUACAACAUGUCAGUGUCUUGACUCGGUUACAACAUGGAUGGAAUCGGGAAUGUGGGUUUUCAAGGCUUAAGCCUGGUUCCAGAACAAAGUUAGAUUCUCAUCCACACUAUAUCUCUGAUGUUAUAUUGUUAUCCAGCACUCCAAGGAACGGUAGUUACACCCAUGCUGAGGGGAGUGGCUUUGGCUUGUCCCUUUCUCUUUCUCGAUGUCUUCUGUGGCUGGCUUUCACCCCACAGUAUCUGAUGUUUUUCCUCUGGACUGUUGUAAAGUGACUGUGUGACCCCAUUAUUUUCAGAUGGUGAGAGUAAUGCACAGAAUAGCCAGGUAGGCAUGUGUAAAUCUGAGUGUUGAAGGUGGGGCAAGGAUUGAGGAAUUAGAGAGGGAUUUUUUUGAGGAGCAUCUGCAACACAUUUUGAUUCUAACCAGUUUGUUUCUGAUACUCCAGCACCAUCAUAAUUUGGGCAUUGAUGGUCUUUGAAAUCCAUUAUGGUAGAGCAUGAAGUCCUGGGUUUCUGAAGUCAUGUGGUGCUGCUUAUGCAUAUCAUAGGGAGAACCAGUCAAUCAAAAUGAGAUUAUUGCAGCCCUGGCUGUGGCAGAGAGCUCCAUAAAUAAACUACAAGCAUGUGUGCUUGUGUCAUGAAGUGAAGAAGGAAGAAGUGUCUAAAUAAGUCACAAGUGUUGUAGUGCCAUUGGAAGGAAGCCAGACUUUAAGGCAGCAUUCUGCCUUCUCCCUUUAAAGGCAAUCCAGCACCAAUACAUGCUGUUUUGUGAUAUAAAAUCAUGCUCUCUUUUGUUUACAAAGAACAUAGCACAACGUUACCUCCCUAUUGCCUAAUAUAGGGCAGCCUCAUUCCAGGGCCCCCAAAAACCUGCCAGCAGCCACUCGUGGGACCUUUGUUGGCAGUCUCAGAGGAGAAGCUAAGGAAUUUCCCUCUUGCUUCUAGAGAUGGUUCUGUUGGCAGGGUGCAUAGGGAAGUUCCCCCUGCUGUUGCCUAUGCUGUACCUGGUCUUGGCAAAAAUAAAGGACACCCCCUAUGAUUGUUGAAUUGGCAACAGUCACAAGCAUUAGGCCAUUGUGUUCAAACUUCGGUGUCUAAAAUUUGGCACCAAAAGCCUCCUUUAGGCAUCAGACAAAGGCUUCUGACAGAGGUGCUGAGCACUCACAAGUACCAUUGAAGUUAAUGGGAUCUGAGGGUCCUCAGCACCUCUGAAAAUCUAUUUUAUUAGGCGCCUGAAGAUAGCCACUUGAAUCUAAACAUUUUUGCCUUACUUCUUGUCUUUCUUUCAAAAUAGAGAGGUUUUAGCCCCCCCCCCCAACAUAAUGGCUGCAUUUAUAUGGAUCUUUGGAUAAAGAACAGUGAGAGAAUGGGAUGGAUCCAUCCCUAGUCUAAUGCCAUUGAAGUCAAUGCUGUUCUGCCGGGGUGAACUAUGUCCCCUAUUUCAGCUAUUUCCUUCUAAUAGAUUCAAUACAGGUGAUCCAAAUAUAGAUCAUUUAGAUUGUAAAUAUAGAGUUGAGUUAUUUCCUAUAGCAUCCUUCUCCCCAGACAUUAAAUCCCAGGCAGAAGGCCAGUGAUAGAGGGAGGGCAAAAUUAAGAGGGAUAAUCAAGGGAGAAAUCACUCUUCAUGUGAGAUGGAGAGUGAAAGAGGCAGGAAGAUAUAGGAAAGUUGUUCCAGUUUGCCGGAGCUGCAGAGGAGAUGGCUCUUGCACCAAAGGUGGACAGAGAAUGGUAAGAUUCUGAGAGGAGGCCAAUGCUAGAUGGGUGGAGAGAGGUGAUCGAUUCCAAAGAGGGGAUUUUAUGUUUGUCUGCACCUUGCACUAAUUUUGAUGCUGGAAAGUAGGAUAAAUCCAACUACACCACCUGGGGUUAAACGCUAACAGCUUCACACAAUUAAAGGCUGCAUGCAAAGUUUGUUUUUAAAUAUUGUGGAAAAGGGCAAUGCCUGUUGGCUGGCUGCGUUUGUUGGACUGAUGGUGUUUUGCUCCCAAAUAUCUGGCAGAGGAGGUGUCUGCUUGUCUGGUGGCGCAUUGACUGGCCGUGAAGACAAGGUCUCAGUUCAUUUGCGCCAUUAAUGGGAAGAAUGGUGGUCGGGGUGAAUUCAAGAGGGUGGGGUACUGCAGUAGGAGUAUAGGAGAGCUGUGUGUGUCAGAAGGAAACAUGGGGGUUUCUCCCCAGAAUCCAAGUCUCUAGUUUUUCCUUUAUGUGCACCAGGUACCGUAGGAGUGACACACAGCUCUAGGGCAAGCAGCAAGAGUGAGGAACCAGGAUGUUGUCAAGGCCAAAGCCUGGAGAGUCUGAAGCAGAUCUGCUGCGAUUUCAGAAUCAGUUCCUGGCAGCAAGGGCUUUCCCGGCAGUGAAGGUCGUGAAGAAAGCAGACAAGAGGCGAGGAGCUGGUGGCAGUGGAGAUGAGGAGAGACCCCAACUGCAGGACAGCAGAGAUGUGGUGUUACUAGAUGACUUUCCUGAUGUGCUCCCGGCCCUAAUUCCAGCACCCCCAAAGAAGUCCAAGUUCAAAAAUGCCUGUGUCCGCUUUGAUGAUGAGGAUCCAGAGGAGCGAUUGGAGUGUCAUGAUCGACACAUCACGGCAGUCUUCAGCAAAAUUAUUGAACGAGACACAAGCAUGGCAGCUGUGACCAUGCCAAUGCCCACUGGAGACCCGUUUCCCAGAGCGUUUCACCGGUCUGAAAUAAAAAAUGAGGUGAAGGUGGAAUCUGGAAGAAAAAGUAUCUUUGCACAGAAGAUAGCUGCUAAGAGAGCAGCUGAAGUGGCUAUGACAGCUCCACCUAAUGUUGAGACUAGGCAUACACACAGAACAUUAGCAGUUCCAGGUGCCGUCUGUUCCUCUGGAUCAGCAGAGGAGGAGCCACUCCACAGCACUAAGGAUAGCAAACCUGAUGAUGAUGUGAGCUUUCUGCGACCUCAUAUCAUAACUGGAGAGGGUCUUGGAAGCUUGGAGAGUGAGCGGGAAGCUCUGGCUAUCCAUGAGGAGAACCUACAGAAGUUGCACUCCAUGACCCAGGAGGAAAUCCUACAGGAGCAGAGGAGGCUGCUGGUUCAGCUGGAUCCCAGCUUAGUUGCUUUCUUAAAGUCAGGACGUGGUGUUUACGAAGGCCAGGAGAGACGAGAGAAGCCUGGACAUCCAGAACCUGGGACUGAAUCUCAGCAUGGUGGAGAGGAGACUGUGAAGGAUUUCGCUGUAGGGGGAUCAGGCAUGGAGGAGUCUGUGCGGCCUGAAAAAGAUACAAGAAUGGAAAUCACAGAAGUUGACCUUCCCAUCAAGCCUCAGAAGGAAUGGAUCCACAUGAACAAUGUGGAGUUUGAGAAGCUGGAGUGGAUAAAGGAUCUGCCCCACCCCCGGCAGAGAAGAACCAAAAAGGGAAUGCAAGCACGAUUUAGUUUGAAAGGAGAAUUGAUUCCUCCCGAUGCAGAUUUACCUACUCAUCUUGGUCUACACCAUCAUGGAGAAGAAGCAGAAAGGGCUGGUUACUCCCUCCAAGAGCUGUUCCACUUGUGCCGCAGUCAGAUCAUUCAGCAGAGGACAUUGGCAUUACAGGUGCUAGGCCAUGUUGUCCAGAAGGCCAAGGCUGGGGAGUUUGCCUCCUCCCUGAAGGGUAGUGUCCUGCGCUUGCUGCUCGAUGCUGGAUUCCUCUUCUUGUUGCGCUUCUCCUUGGAUGAUGCGGUGGAUAAUGUCAUUGCAGCAUCCCUCCGGGCUCUCCAUGCACUGCUGGUGUCCCCUGAAGAUGAGGAGUAUCUUGAUCAGACUUUCUCAUGGUACCAGGGGAUGGCUGUGUUCCCUUUCACCCCCAACAGUGAGGAAGAGGAGGAGGAGGAAGAGGAAGAAUUGACUCUAAUGGAAAAAACACAAGGGAAAAAAUCAAAGGUUGAAAACAAGCCAGAUCCAGAUGUGGCCCGGUAUGAUGUCAUCAAGGGGCUUCUGAAGACACAGUUUCUUCAACGGCUGAGGUACAUCCUUGAGGUGGUGCGACCAGUCCCUGCUGUAGUUCUGGACAUCCUGGAUAUUCUUAUCCGGGUAGCAAGGCACUCCUCUGAAGCAUGCAGUCAGCUCCUGGCCUGUCCUCGGCUGACUGAGACCAUCGUUAGAGAGUUUCUUCCUGUUCAGUGGGAUCCCCGGGUAGCUGAACCAGGCCACUUGCUCACCAGCCUCCAUGGCAUUGCGUGUGCCACCGCCAUGAAGUUAAUCAGAGUCCUGGCAUCUGGGGGGAGGAAUGCAACAGCCAUACUGCUUAAUAAAUUUGAGCUGAAGAGUCGACUGAGUCGGUUUAUAGCAGAAGAUCCCCAGGACCUGUCUCUGCGCAGGGAGGAAGCCAUAAGGCUGAGCACUGAGGCUUUCCGGCUGUGGGCUGUGGCUGCUGGCUAUGGUCAGUGCUGUGAUCUCUACAGGGAUCUCUACCCUGUGCUGGUGAAGAUUCUCCAGUCCCUGCCCCACUUGCAUAGUGAUUGCCAGGAAAACCCCACAUUUCCACUUUCCAUCCAGCGAGCUACAUCUGUGAUCACCCUGCUGACCUACGUGACUCAAACUGCAGGCUGCACGGCAGAGCUGCAGGCCCGGCUCAGCAGCAGUGGUCCAGGAGAUGGAGAGCAGAUUCCUCCUCCACCAGUCACCUGGAAUCAGGUAUCAGGCCUGAGACCCUUCCUGGAGACCAAUCUGAGGAGGUCUGUCCAAGAAAUAUCCCGGCUGGAAACCUGGCAAGCUCUCCAGCCUCUUACAACAACAUACAUCAUCUACUUGGGGGUUUACUACAGUGUUUGCAGCCAACAGCCAUCACUCAAUCCAAUUGACUGCCUGGAGGAAGUGGAGCAUUUGACAUCUGAGGUGCUGCUGCCUCUCCUCAGCCAGCCUGCCAUGCACAGAAUGUGGGAUCUGCUCAGGCCGUGCUCUGCUCUAUGCAAUCCCCUGUCCUGUUCCCCAGCACCAGAAUCUAUCCCCAGCAUUGUGUCUUUGAGUUGCACUGGAGGGAAACCUCAGAUGAGUUUAGUUGGCUCCAAGUCACCCUUCCCCUUCCUCACUGCCCUCCUCUUCCUCAUCAACAACGUCACCCAUAUCCAUAAAGGGCUGGUCAGCAAGUACACCUCUGUGCUAGACUUCAAAGGUCUGAAGGACUAUCUGCUCCAGAGCUGGCCCACCGGACCUCCCUCCAUAACCCCUUCAUCUGCCUGGAUCCUGCGGCAUGAAUACCAUCUGCAAUACUUUGUGCUAGCCUUGGCUCAGAAAAUGUCAGGUAUUUGUCCGGAUUACACCCAGCAUGCCUCGCUCCAUCAUUGUGUUGCCAUGGCAUUGUUAAGCCGUCUGUUGCCAGGGAGUGAGCAUCUGGCUCAUGAGCUCCUUUUGGGUCUCGCCUUUAAUCCAGAAUUCAUUCCAGAAGGGAAAACUGGAGGGCCAGAAGCAGCUGAUUUCUCCGAUAUCCUACAUCUGGGCACGAGCACAAAGCUGGCACAACCUGGCUCAGUGGCUGCAGGUUUCCCCAAACCCCACCGCGGUGUGUUGCUGGGAGAAUCAUACCAGCAUCUCCCUUUCAUUCGUGCCUGUUACCUCUCUCAGUUUGUUCACUUGGAGCCUGCUCUCGUCCGUUCUCAGGUAGCCUACCAAGGACGAACUUACCUCGUCCAGUCGUUGCUGCUUCCUGAAGUCAGAGGGCCUAUCCUACCUUCUGACUGGCCAUUCCUUCCUCUUAUCAGCCUCUACAACAAAGUGACUGGUGCAGAAACAGGGGGGGCUGUACUGAACACUCUUCCACCUGAUCUAGUUAACACUGUGACCCGGAAUCUGCAGUGGGUCCUGCUCCUGGAAACGUGGCAUGCCAGAGUACUUCAGAACAUCCCAGCUGCUGCCAAACUGGCACGGCUUAUGUGUGUGUUCCUCACAGGCGGUGACCUGUUCCUGGAAGGACCUGUUCAUUGCUACACAGCUGCCCUUCUCGCUCUCUAUUGCCAACCUAAGGUCCUGGACUCCCUGGAAUUGGAUGCUCCUCUCCCUGGCUUGGCAUCAUUCCAUGACCUCUAUAUAAGUGUCCUGGAGCAGUUUGAAGGAGUCUCUUUCGGUGACCCCCUUUUUGGAGCAUUUGUUCUCCUCCCUUUGCAGAGGCGGUUCAACGUUCAGCUGCGGCUGGCAGUUUUUGGGGAGCAUGUGAGCACCUUGAGAGCCCUGGGAGUGCCACUCAAACAGUUUCCUGUGCCACUGGAGCGGUACACCUUGCCUCCUGAGGACAACCUGAACCUCUUGAGACAGUAUUUCCGAACACUGGUCACUGGUGCGCUGCGUCAUGCCUGGUGCCCCGUUCUUUAUGCUGUGGCUGUGGCUCAUGUGAAUAGCUUCAUUUUCUCUCAGGAUAGCACAACAGAGGAGGCUGAUGCUGCUCGGAAAAGCAUGCUGCGGAAGACCUGGCUGUUGGUGGAUGAGGUAUUGAAAAAGCAUCUUCUGUACUACAAAGUGCCCAACCCAGAGAGUCCGAUGGGCAUCGACCUUUAUGAGCAGCUCCCUCCCAUUCGACUGAAGUACCUGCAAAUGGUGACCAAGAAGGAGCCCAAGGAGAACAUGCAGAUGUCGGAUCCAGAGUGAAGCAUCUCAGCAACGGGAGGACUGAGGGCUGGGAAAGGUCAUUUUAGACAAGCUGAUGAAAAAAUUAAGUGCACUCCAUGGGGUGCAAUGUUGCCUGGGCAUCCUUGCCAUAUUGGCAAAGGGAAAGGCAAAUGAACCCUCUCAGCACUGUGGCACGUCACAUGGCUUCUAAGGAUGCGGAUGACCUGUAUAUAGGCUAGGUGUGUCUAGUGCUGGAACUUCCUUUUGGAUUCUGUCUGACUUGCUGCUGCUUAGGGCUGGAGAGUGCGAAAGAAACAUGCCUGUGUAGUGGAAUGUGAGUGCAGACUGAUUUAAUAAACUAAAUUAAGUGAAAUAAAGUUCAAUCCUUUCUGAU
Molecule: messenger RNA, 7472 nt
Organism: Chelonoidis abingdonii (Abingdon island giant tortoise)
Lineage: Eukaryota; Metazoa; Chordata; Testudines; Testudinidae
Source: RefSeq, a predicted model, not a curated record